GACGCCGGGCCCACGUCUGAAGGAGUCAGCCAUGUUCAAGCGACUCGCAUCCCAACGAACGAAACGACGCGCCGGGCGUGCGCGCACGCGACGCGGGCUCACGGGCGUGCUGGCGAUGAUGUUCCUCAUCAUGUUCGCCUCGCUCGCCACCGCGAUGGCCGUCGUCUCCAAGGGCAACCUCCGCACCGCGGACACGCACCGGCGCGUCGGGCGCGCCCAGGCCGCGACGGACGCGGCCCUGGAGAUCGCCCAGCGCCGCCUCGAGGACGCCACCGCGCGCUUCUUGGUCGCCAAGGGCGAGAUCACCCCCGCGUAUGCCCUGCAGCUCUGGUCCGGGACGUACCCCUCCACCCCCGUCGUCACCGUGCUCCCGCCCGUCGACGGCUCGGCCGAGGCGGCCCUGCCCGGCGGCAUCCGAGAGGCUCUGGAGAACCGCUUCGACGCGGACGAGGCGGCGAACAUCGAGGCCACCAUCUCCCUCCCGAGCCCGCCGACGGACUGGAUCGUCGCCCGCCCCAUCGGGCUCGACCGCGACGCGAACGGCGACAUCGUCUCCGCCGCGCAGAUCACCUACCUCCCGCCGGACGCCAACGGCGACGUCCUCGUUGUCGCGACGGGCUACGAGUGGGACUGGGUGCAGCAGCGCUGGAUGACGCGCACCGCCCAGCAGCGCUUCGGGCUCUCCAAGCGCGUCGAGCACGCGAUCCUCGCGCCGUCGCGCAUCAUGAUCGGCCGCAACGUGCAGGUCGACGGCCCCCUCGGCGCGCGCUACAACUCGCAGGCCCUCGACACGCUCGACGGACCGCCGCUCGUCGUGAAAUCCGACUUCCUGGGCAUCAACGCCACGCUCGAUUCCAAGCUCGAGGACUUCUACGCCGCGGUGCUCACCGACGACACGGACGGCGACAACCGCCUCCGCGAGCUGCACGCGACCGAAUCGUCCUCCCUCGCAUCGCUGAACGCCGAGGACUACGACGGCGACACGCUGGGCGACCUCGCCUUCCAGGACGAGACGCUCGACGGCACCGUCGACGAGUUCGACAUCUUCCUGAAGCACUACGACGCGAACGGCGACGGCAAGGUCGUCCUCUCCGACGCGCUCACGCAGGGCACGCCCCACGCCGGGCAGACGGCGGAGUUCACCGCCGACGACGCGCUCGCGCUGCUCAUCGACUCCGGCAACCCGGACCGCAACCGCAACGGGCGGUUCAACGGCCGCUUCACCGCCGGCGCGUGGGACUUCGGGACGUUCAAGGACAACAACGGCGACGGCACGAUCGACGCGAGCGACGUGGACGCGGACGACGUCACCCUCGGCUACCGCGACGGCGCGAUCGACCGGCGCGACGUGUACGCCAAGAUCCGCGGGCACGUCACCUUCCGCGCCGACCGCGCGGACUGGGAAUCCUCCACCGGCUUCGACGGCGAGACCGUGCUCGACUACCAGCGCGACGUGCAGGGCGCGAUCCGCGCCGGCGAGGAGCAGCCCGUCAGCUUCAGCGCCACCGACGAGGAACUCCCCGCGAUCAGCGCCGAUUCGUUCAACGACGCGACCGCCACCCUCAUCACGCUCGCCGACGGCGACGACUUCGCCACCCAGGUCGCCGCCCAGGGCGGCUCGACGGAGACGAAGAUCGAGUCCACCCCCUUCGGCUCGCCCACGCCCGCAGACUACUACGAGCGCCCCGUCUACCGGAACAUGGUCUUCCGCGACGUCGUGAUCCCCAUGGGCACGAACGGGCUGUUCAUCGACUGCGAGUUCAUCGGCGUCACACGCAUCGAGUGCUACCAGGACAACACGCACGACUCCUGGAUCUUCUACGGCCACGAGCGUCUCGACACCGAGACGGGCACGCUCUCGGUCACCUACCCGCCCCCGCCCGCCAUCUCCGACGCGCAGCUGGACAAGUCCUACGCCGACCCCGCGCAGCCCGGCUACGACGCGCUGCCCGACCCGCUCAUCGUGAGCGUCGACCUCGACGGCGACGGCACCGCGAACGACCAGUGCACGAACACGAAGCUCAUCACCAACAACAUCCGCUUCCACGACUGCCUCUUCGUCGGCGCGAUCGUCUCGGACAAGCCGACUUCGUUCCACGCCGUCCGCGCCAAGCUCCAGUUCACCGGCGCGACGCGCUUCGCGAGCGUCCACCCCACGCUCCCGGACGACCCGGCGUACAACCCCGAGUCGUCGGACAUGGAGGCCAUCUCACGCUCGAGCAUGAUGCUCCCGAACUACUCCGUCGACAUCGGCACCAACAACUCACCCCCGACGCAGGACGUCCGCCUCUCCGGCGCGAUCAUCGCCGGCGUGCUCGACGUCCGAGGCAACGCCGAGAUCGAGGGCGCCAUCCUGACGACCUUCGAACCGGUGUACGGCUCCGACCCGCUCUCGAUCUACGGCGAGCCCGUCGGCAACCCGGCGAACUACAACAUCACGCUCGGCUACUUCGGCCCCGACGACGGCGACGGCGAGGGCAUCGACCUCACCUCCCUCUCCGACCUCGACGGCGACGGCAACGUGGACAUCGGCUGGGACAGCGCCCGCGACGCGACCGGCGCGCUCAUCCCCGUCGCCGGAUUCUCGGGCACGCACGACGACGCGUGGUACGACGGCGUGCCCGACACAGACGCGGACAUCGACCCGGGCAACUUCGUCCGACGCGCGAUCACGUUCGAGGGCUACGGCAGCGUGAAGCUCAUGUACGACCCGGACCUCAUCCUCCCCGACGGCCUCGCGACGCCCCGGCGCCGCCGCGCCGGCUUCUCCCUCGUCGAAGCGCUCAUCGCGAUAGCCAUCUCCGGCGCGCUCCUCGCCGCGAGCGCCGUCGCGCUGGACACCAUGUUCAAGAGCUACGAGCAGACCACCGACAGCGCCUCGACACACAUCGUCUCCCGCAUCGUCAUGAACCGUGUCCUCGGGAUGGUGCGCACGGGCGUCGACUUCGCGCCGGUGCCCGACGACGUCCUCGACGCGGACGACAACCCUCUCGCGUGCGACUACUUCGAGUUCCAAUCCGCGGACAACGAGACCACCCGCAUCGAGUUCCGCCUCGUCGGCGAGGCCGCGAACCUCCGCAUCUGGCAGCCGGGCGGCACCCCCGACCCCGCCUACACCCCCGCCCAGCUCCCGGGCGAGAUCUGGUACGUCCGCGAGCAGGCCGACGGCACCCUCCUCGACGAGCAGCUGCUCCUCUCGGGCGUGCAGUCCUGCGUCUUCACGCUCACCUACGACAUCGGCCCCCGCCUCCGCCGGGCCACCAUCGACUUCGUCAUCGAGGCCGACCCCGAAGAAGAGAUCACCGUCGCGGCCGAUUCCGUGCCGCAGACGGUGCGGCUCGUGGCGAGCGCGGCACGGAUGUCAUCCAAUCAACUCUCGGACGUCGGGCUCGUCGGGCUCGCGGUCAUGGGCCAGAACCUCGUGCUCAACAUGGCCGACCACGGCUUCCGCGUCUCCGUCUACAACCGCACCACUUCCAAAAUGACCGAGUUCGUCGAGGCCAACCCGCCCAAAGCCUUCGGCGACACGGGCGGGUGCGUCGUCGGGCAGGCCGAGCUGGCCGACUUCGUGCAGUCCAUCAAGAAGCCCCGACGCAUCGUCAUCCUCGUCCAGGCCGGCAAGGCGACGGACGCCGUGAUCGACGGGCUCGUCCCGCUCCUGGACAAGGGCGACCUCAUCAUCGACGGCGGCAACGCCCAGUGGGAGGACACGAUCCGGCGCGAGAAGGCCCUCACGGAAAAGGGCCUGCUCUUCGUCGGCUCGGGCGUCUCGGGCGGCGAGGAGGGCGCGCGGUUCGGGCCCUCGCUCAUGCCGGGCGGCAAGCCGGAGAGCUGGGAGCUGCUCAAACCCAUCUGGACGGCCAUCGCCGCGAAGGUGGACCCCAAGACCGGCAAGCCCAUCGAAGGGGCCGCGCCCGCGAAGCCGGUCAAGGGCGGCGAGGCGUGCACCUCGUACAUCGGGCCGGACGGCGCCGGGCACUACGUCAAAAUGGUGCACAACGGCAUCGAGUACGCCGACAUGCAGAUGAUCUGCGAGGCGUACGACCUCAUGCAGCGCGUCGCCGGCAUGACGCCCAGCGCCAUCUCGGACGUCUUCCACGACUGGAACGGCGGCGACCUGGAUUCGUUCCUCAUCGAGAUCACCGCGGACAUCCUCAAGCAGGCCGACCCCCGCACCGGCAAGCCCUUCGUGGACAUCGUCCUCGACACCGCCGGCCAGAAGGGCACCGGGCGCUGGACGAGCAUCUCGUCGCUCGACUUCGGUGUCCCCGCGAACACCAUCGCCGAGGCCGUCUUCGCCCGCGCGCUGAGCGCCAUUAAAGAAGAACGCGUCGCGGCCUCAAAAAUCAUCAAGUCCUCCGCCGACCCCGCGAAGGCCCUCGGCGCGAUGUUCGACGACGCGGAGAGCUUCGUCAGCGCCGUCGGGCAGGCCCUCUACUGCGCCAAGAUCUGCUCCUACGCCCAGGGCUUCCAGCUCAUGCGGGCCGCGAGCGAGCACUACGGCUGGAGCCUGAACUUCGGCGAGAUCGCGAGCAUCUUCCGCGGCGGCUGCAUCAUCCGCGCCCGCUUCCUGCAGAAGAUCACCGAGGCGUACGAGAAGGAUGCGAACCUCGCGAACCUCCUCCUCGACCCGUACUUCGCGGGCGUCAUCGCCAAGAGCGAGGACGCGUGGCGGAAGGUCUGCGCCGUGGCGUGCAUGGCGGGCGUCCCCUCCCCCGCCUUCGGCAGCGCGCUGGCCUACUACGACGGCUACCGCACCGCCCGCGUCCCGGCCAACCUCCUCCAGGCGCAGCGCGACUACUUCGGCGCCCACACCUACGAGCGCGUGGACGAGCCGCGCGGGAAGUUCUUCCAUCUGGACUGGCCGGCGUCGCCACGGGUGGAAUCCGAGGCUGACGUAGUCGCUGCACGCCUCGAAACGCUCCCAGAGCUCGAGCACCAUCGGGUGCUGGUGGGCGCGUCCGAUCGCGUCCUCGUCCACCCAUUCCGAGAUUUCGAUGAUCGCGCCCUCCUUCGAGCGGAGAAGGAUCUCCGGGCGAUCCGUCGCCAUGCCCAGCUCGCGCAGGAGCGGGAGUCGCGAGGCGAUCACCUCGCGGAGCUGGGCCUCUUUGCCCUCGUGCGGCUUGAACGCGGCAAUGACGACUCGUCCCAUGGCCCCGCACCUCGGAGCGGCGCGGGGCACGACGCGGAGUCGUCGUACGUGCCGUCCGACGGCGGGGCCCUCGUGGUGGAAGAGGGGAGCGCGUCCGCGAGCGAUCGGCGCUGGUCGGGCGACGCCUGGGAGCGUCAGAACGACGGCCGGCACAACAGCCGGGGCGACGACCAGAACGACAGACGGGCCGCGGGCCGGUCUCAGGCACGGGUCAACCCGGGGGCGGGUCACGGAUCACCUCACGCGGAGAGCGUCUCCGCGAUGUUCACGGAACUGGCGGUCGCCGCGGGGUACGCGCUCAGCGCCGAACGCGCCAGCGAACAGCAGCACGGCAUUCUUUGUCGCGCACCAGCGAUGAAUCUCACACCCAAGCAGCUCAAGAUCCUUCAGCUCAUCCGCGACAGCCGGGUCCGGCAUGGCUAUUCCCCAACGAUGCAAGAGCUCGCCGACGAGCUCGGCGUCAGCAAGGUCACCGUGUUCGAGCACGUCGAGGCCCUCAUCAAGAAGGGCGCGCUCGUGCGCGAGCCGAACAAGGCUCGCUCUUUGUCGAUCGCUGAGGGCGUCGCGCUGCCCGACGAGGAGACGCCCCUGCGCUUCCCCCUCGUCGGCAAGAUCGCCGCGGGCUACCCCAUCGAGAAGUUCGAGGAUACCGACACCCUCGACCUGGCCGAGCUCUUCGGCGACCGCCUCCGCCAGUCGGGAGGCUCCUUCGCCCUCCGCGUCGACGGUGAUUCCAUGAAGGACGAGGGCAUCUUCGACGGCGAUUACGUCAUCAUCGAACGCCGCUCGAGUGCGAGCAACGGCGACCGCGUCGUCGCCCUCCUGCCCAACGGCGAGACCACCCUCAAGACCUUCUUCAAGGAAGGCGACCACAUCCGCCUCCAGCCCGCCAACGACGACUUCGAGCCCAUCAUCGUCAAGGACUGCAAGAUCCAGGGCAUCGUCACCGGCGUCCUCCGCCGGUACUAG
Molecule: messenger RNA, 6121 nt
Organism: Symbiodinium necroappetens
Lineage: Eukaryota; Dinophyceae; Suessiales; Symbiodiniaceae
Source: the annotation of a GenBank genome assembly